AAAUUAUUAGUUAAUUCUAGUCUGUUAUCUGGUACAUUAAGUAGUCUAUUAUCUGGUAUAUUAAGUGAUAUAUUAUCUAGUACAUUAAGUGAUACAUUAUCUGAUAUAUUAAGUGGUACAUUAUCUG
Dentiscutata erythropus is the source of this 127-nucleotide messenger RNA. The record is from the annotation of a GenBank genome assembly. NCBI's taxonomy places the organism in Eukaryota, Fungi, Glomeromycota, Glomeromycetes, Diversisporales, Gigasporaceae.